Molecule: messenger RNA, 1867 nt
Organism: Durio zibethinus
Lineage: Eukaryota; Viridiplantae; Streptophyta; Magnoliopsida; Malvales; Malvaceae
Product: reticulon-like protein B18
Source: RefSeq, a predicted model, not a curated record
AUUUUCUUACCGUUGUAGCACAAGUCAGGGUCCCACCAUCUCCCGCUGUUAACUUUUCAAAAAUCCAAAAAAAAGAGAACGAAAUCCUCUUCAACGGCUCCUUCCAUUUCUUAAACAAACCCUCAAAAACCACCUCUACUCUCAUCUCAAUCAAAACCUCUUCAAGAUCUCGUCAUAUUGAAUUGAAUUCCAACAUAAUCUUGUCACUCAUUUCAUUUCUCUCAAAGAACCCGGAAAUCUUGCUCCAAUUAAUUCAAAGAAAUGGAUUCAAAUUCAACAUUGUCUUCUCAUCUCUCAAACCCAAAUUCUCAGAACAAAUCAGCUUCACGUUUAGCAAGAAUCAGCUACUCUAGUGUUGAACCCGAAGAGCAACAAAGACCCACAAUCCCACAUCUCUCUUUGGACCACAUCCCUCCAUCCCCCAAGAAAACAACUUCACCAUCCCCUCUUUCACUCAGAUCAUCUACCAACUCUCUGCCUCUCCAAGAACUUUUGCUUCUCUCCCCUGCUUCUCCUCUGCGAAGGUCAAAAAACAGACUCGCAGAUAGGAUUGAAAUGGCAGAGGAAGCCGCUCCAGAGCAUGGUGGUUCUCGUAGGAGAUGCAAAAGCAGGACUGCCCAGAUGGGUCUUCCGGGAUGCGGGUCCCCUAGGAACAAUAGAAGGUCAAGAAGGAGAAUUGAGAUGGAGUUAAGAGAAGAUAGGGAUUUGGUUCUGGGGGAGGAGGUGGGGAAACCAAGAAAAAGGCGUCAUAGUGGGAAAUCAAAGAAGGAGAAACUCAGUUUGGUCCCUUGUCUUCCUUCUUCAAAUUUGUCUCCAAAAACUGUUGAUUGCGAAAAAAGUAAUAUCAAUAGAAUUGGGGAGAUGAUCAGUGAUUUGGUUAUGUGGAGAGAUGUUGCAAAGUCAAGCUUGUGGUUUGGAUUUGGAUGUUUAUGUUUCUUGUCUUCUUUUCUCACCAAAGGAGUUACUUUCAGCAUUUUCUCCAUGAUAUCUCAAAUUGGUCUUCUGUUUUUGGGCGUUUCCUUCUUCUCGAACUCAAUCUGUCAUAACGUUGAGAAGAGGAACGAAUUCAAGCUGAGAGAAGAAGAUUUGCUGAGACUAACAAGACCGAUGCUUCCAUCUACAAAUCUUGCAAUUUCAAAGAUGAGAGAACUGUUCUCUGGGGAACCCUCCACGACCCUCAAGGUAGCUCCAUUGCUCAUCCUUGGAGCUGAGUAUGGCCACAUUAUAACCCUGCGAAGGCUCUGUGCAUUUGGAUUUUUCAUUAUCUUCUCCAUUCCAAAACUGUACUCGUGCUAUUCUCGUCAGAUAAACCAGAAAGCUGAGUGCAUGAAACAAUGGACCAUUGAAGCUUGGGGAGCUUGCUCUCACAAAAAGGUUGUGGCAGCUUCAGCAGCCACAGCCUUUUGGAAUCUCUCGAGUGUAAAAACGCGUAUUUUCACUGCAUUCAUAUCUCUGGUGAUAAUCCGGUAUUGCCGGCAGCAUCUAAUGCAAAAGUUAGAUGAAGGGGAGACAGCAGAAGUGGGACGAGAGCGAUCGGAGCAGGCCUUGGUAGUAGCAGGAGACAGAAUUCACAGCAAAACUAAUUAGGUUCAGUAGUCGUAUCAAAAUUCUAACGCAAAUAAAGUUGUUUUUUCAACAGGCUGAUAAAUUCAUGUUUGACAUUAUAUGUAAUAAUAAAAAGGAGUUUGUUUUCUUUUGUUCACGGUUGAUCUUCUUGCCAAGAUAUCACUCCAGAUGCAGGUCUGAAGCAUAUCAAACAUCCAUGAACAUGGUAGCUACAGUUUGCCAUGGUGCACUUUGCACGUCAGUCAUCUAACCAUACAAGAACGAAUUACGAAUGGUUGCAUUUACUAAUAAAAUGUUUGAG